ACGGUACAUUUAAACGCAAGUGCGCAGCGUGGAACAUAGACACACGCGCACUUCUUCCUGUUUUUUUUUUUAAAUCAUCAGUGUGCUGUUAUUAUUACAAUUAUUAUUAUUAUUAUUACUGUUUUUGCGUGGCUUAUGGGGGACAUGUCUCACGCGCAGUUAUCGAGCAUCGCCAUGGAGCGGCUGGUAGCCCGGAGGACCUUCCCCCUCCACAAGCGCACCAGCGUCUGUCGGAACCUCUUCGGACCGGUGGAUCACGACGAGCUGAGCCGGGAAAUGAGCGUCAAGAUGCGGGAGAUUUCCGAGCGCGACCGGCAGCGGUGGAACUUUAAUUUCGAGGACAACACCCCGCUGGAUGGAGACUACGAGUGGGUGGAGGUCUCCCCGGAUAACACCCCGGCGUUCUACCGGGGCUCGUCGCAGCUCAGCGUCCCCGCGACGCCCGUCAAGCAGCACCCGGACGCGCUGGAGCGACUGGCCGCGCCCGAGGGCAGCGACGGGGCGCCGGUGGAACCCAACCAGGAGAACCGCGCGGACAAACUCAACUCCCGGAGGCUGGCCCGCGCACGGGCCCCGUGCGGCGCACGGAGGACGACGACGACCGCCCCCGCGCACAUCACAGAUUUCUUCGCGAAGCGAAAGAGGGCCGCCGAGAGAAAGUGCGCGGAGCUGAGCCAACACUCCAAGUCUGCCAUUCCCGUGGAGCAAACCCCCAGGAAGAGAAUCCGUUGAAGGUGGAUUUUUGCACUACUACACCUUGUUUGAGGAAGGAACGAAAGUAGUGGGUGGACCAUAGCCGGCUGGUAUCCUCCUUUCCCCCCCCCUCCGGUCCCGUGGAGCAUCGCUGGCCGGACACCGGACCUCCUCCGUCGGCCUUUCAGACUGAACCGGUCGGGCUCUCGGGGUGGAGAAGGUGUGGCCGUUUUUUUUUUUUUUUAAAUUUUAUUUUAUUUUUCAAUUCAGUACAAAUGUAGCAUUGUUGCUGCCACUUGACAGUGUUAACCGUGUUUUAACAUCUGUGCAAUCCUUAAGGAGAAAAAAAAGAGACUUUAAAUUGUCUACACUGGCCAAAAGUGUACAGCUUUAUAGAGACAUCAGCCUGUAAAUGAAUAAUGUGUUGUUUGGUUAUAUUUCCUCCUGUAAAUGUAUAUUUUUAAGACUAUUUUAACUUAUAAUUUAUUUAUGUUUCUUUUGUACAUGUUACGUGAAUUAUUGAUCUAGCCUUACACGUUUAUUUUAUUAUUAUUUUUUUUUAAUUGGCGGUGUAUUUGCAAUCAUGUAUUGUACACUAUAGUUGCCUUUGUCUCUGAGCCAUUUUUACAACAACAAUAACAAAAAUGUUCUCCAUGCAAGUGCCCUCAUGGGUGAAACAAAAAAGAUGAGAAUAAAAUGUAUUUU
Syngnathoides biaculeatus (alligator pipefish) is the source of this 1398-nucleotide messenger RNA. It is a transcript of the gene cdkn1cb, whose product is annotated as cyclin dependent kinase inhibitor 1Cb. Gene Ontology annotation, biological process: regulation of cell cycle. Gene Ontology annotation, cellular component: nucleus. NCBI's taxonomy places the organism in Eukaryota, Metazoa, Chordata, Actinopteri, Syngnathiformes, Syngnathidae. The transcript has 3 exons. Gene Ontology annotation, molecular function: cyclin-dependent protein serine/threonine kinase inhibitor activity. The coding region runs from base 136 to 732 and encodes 198 amino acids. The record is from RefSeq and is a predicted model, not a curated record.